AUGUCUGUGGUGAAGUCUAUCGAGUUAGUGCUGCCCAAGGAUGCAAUCUACCUGGCUGGCUCCAGCAUAAAAGGGGAGGUGGUCUUAACCCUGAACAGCACACUUGUGGACCCCAUAGUGAAGGUGGAGCUCGUGGGAAGGGGUUACGUGGAGUGGAAUGAAGAAACCGGGGCAUCCCGUGAUUAUAGCAGAGAUGUUAUUUGCAACAACAAGGCUGACUACGUGCAUAAGACAAAGACGUUCCCAGUGGAGGAUAAUUGGUUAAGUGCAGGCAGCCACACCUUUGACUUCCAUUUCAACUUACCUCCCAGGCUUCUUUCUACGUUCACCAGCAAGAUGGGCCACGUCUCCUAUUUUCUGCAAGCUUCCUGCAUGGGUCGAGAGCGCAUCCUAGCCAAGAAGCGAAUGUACUUGUUGGUUCAAGGGACUUCAAACUUCAAAGAAAAACCAGUGCAGAAUCCCCUGUUCGUGCAAACUGAGAAGAAGGUGUCCUAUAACUGCUGUAGUCAAGGAACCAUCUGCCUACAAAUCCAGAUGGAGAAGAACAUCUUCAUGCCAGGGGAGAGGAUCGUUUUCACCACAGAAAUCAACAAUCAGACCAGCAAGUGCAUCAAGACCGUCAUCUCCGCCCUCUAUGCCCACGUGCUGUACAAGGGCUUCACGCCCAACGCUGAGCAGCGGUCUCGAGUGGACAGCAGCGAGCUGCUGCGGCAGGAAGCCAACACCCAGAUCACACCCUUCAACACCACCAAGAUCGUCAGCGCCUUCAACCUCCCUCAGGUGCUGUCCGUCAGCAGCAGCACAACAGAUUGCGAGAUCAUGAGCACUCACUACGAGCUGGUCAGCACCGUCCACCUACCCUGGUCCCUCACCAGCGUGAAGGCCAAGGCCCCCAUUAUCAUCAUCAGUGCCCCAGUGGAUCAGACCACUGCCCUCUGCCAGGGGAGGGCGUGUUAACCUGUGAGCCAGAAUCUGCAGAGUUAA
This is a messenger RNA of Condylura cristata (star-nosed mole), 984 nucleotides long. RefSeq names its product arrestin domain containing 5 (gene ARRDC5). Gene Ontology annotation, biological process: protein transport. The record is from RefSeq and is a predicted model, not a curated record. NCBI's taxonomy places the organism in Eukaryota, Metazoa, Chordata, Mammalia, Eulipotyphla, Talpidae. Gene Ontology annotation, cellular component: cytoplasm.